Ixodes scapularis (black-legged tick) is the source of this 1419-nucleotide messenger RNA. RefSeq lists its product as uncharacterized. Bases 1 to 1419 code for a protein of 472 amino acids. The transcript has 6 exons. The record is from RefSeq and is a predicted model, not a curated record. NCBI's taxonomy places the organism in Eukaryota, Metazoa, Arthropoda, Arachnida, Ixodida, Ixodidae.
AUGCCGGCUGGCUGCGGUGUUCCUCUGUGUCCCAACCGGAACUUCAAAAGUGCUGUGGUUCGACGUAAGAACCUCCAGUUUCACUGCCUACCGCGCGAGGAACCCCUCCGAAGUGCGUGGUGCCGGAGCAUCGGAAAGGAGAACUGUGAAAUGGCAGACCUGCGCUUUUGCUCGGAGCAUUUCGACGGCAAUCAGGACUACCUUCGGAUAUCGAGUGUCCUGCGCGAUACUGGACAAACGAUGAGGCACGUUCGCCUGAAGCCCGGUGCGGUGCCUUCGCUCCGACUGCCCCCCUUCGCGAUGACCACCCCAGCGAAGGAGCCUGCGUCCAAACGCCCAAGAAUCCUGGGCGACGAGCCGACUGAGGACGUCGGCUGCUCCGAGGGCAAUGCGCCCCGUGAGCACUGGUGCUCUUGCGGUCCCCGACCGGCCUCUCGUAACGCAGCUGUUCAGGCCGACCUGGAUCAAGUGCAAGUGGCCCCUAUGCUCCCUGCCAGGGAGGACAAGGCUGUGGGAACGGAUCCUCGGCUGGGAAAGAAGUCUGUCGGCACGCAAGGAGAUUCUUAUGCACGAGGGAUCACGAGUCAUGGGGUGCAGACUGAAGAGCUACUUGGCAGUAGUAGCAACGCUGACAACACCACAAGUGUCACCAGCAGCACCAGUGCCACCAGUGCUGCAAGCACCAGCAGCGCUGCCAGCACCGCCAGCAUUGCCAGCAGCGCCAGCACCUCUUCAGUGGCACCAGAGGAACCUGUCCCGGCACCUGCCACUCCUAUAUCCUUGGAGGCGGCCGACAGCCCAGAAUCAACUGAUCUCGAGGACAGCAGCGAUCCUCCCUACGUGCCAUCCAACGAGUGGAGCUUUGUCGAGGAUCACAUCGUUACCAACGACGUGCCUCUACACGAGGAGCGAAAGUUCCUCGUGUUCGAAAGCUCCUUGAGGGAACUCUUCACAACGUGCAAGACCUGCUAUGCCCCCUGCAAGGUUUCUACAGUGGUGAAUGCCACACGCCUCACGGUGCGCACCCAUUGCCCUGAUGAGCAUGUCCAUGUGUGGGACAGCAUGCCGUGCAUCAACGGCAGAGCUGCUGGCGCCCUGCUCCUGUCAGCAGCCAUCCUGUUCACGGGGGCAUCACCAGCCAAGACACUGCGGGUGCUUGACCUGAUGAACGUGGAGGUCUUCUCCGAGAAGACCUUCUACAAUUAUCAGCGAACGGUCUUGCUCCAAGCAGUUGCACAGGUGUGGGCAGAUGAGCAGGGGCACCUAAUGGACAAGCUCCGUGACCAGCCCCUGGACCUCGCUGGUGAUGGGAGAUGUGACUCCCCUGGCUUCAGCGCGAAGUACUUGACGUACUCCCUGUACGCGGCCCACGCAAACAAGAUCCUGCACUUCGAGCAGAUACAGUUGGAGAGAUACUGA